UCGAACGCCGCUGCUACAUCCUUGGACACUGCUGGAAACGGCAGCCUGCUCGCGACACCUGUUGCACGAGUACACACGGCUUCACCUCUUGUGCAUCUAGCACAAUCCCAGGGGAAAGUCCUCUACGCUCUACCGUGUGCAUAGCCGUCACCUUUGCUCUGCUUGCUCCAUGUAAACUAAGACGUCAAGCUUCUCUCGCCGAACUGUACUCGCUUUAGCUUUGGAUGACCCUCUUCCAUUCUUUGCGGCGAUGGAGCUCCAGAAUCUGUUGGGUAAGGUCGGUCAGAGUAUCUUCCACCUUGCGGUACUGCCCCAAGCCAAGGACCGACGCAGCCAGACGUGUGUCAACAAACUCCAGUGGCGCCUCUCCAGGCGUGGUCCGGCGCGGUGGCGAGCCCUCGGAUCUGACUCGGCUUCCGAGCUCGGGAAACCUAUGGAUGAGGAAAUCUGCAAUUGCUGCACUCGAUGGCAUUGUCCCUGCGGAUAUCACAAAUCGCUUGUUACCGGCCUGCGGCACAAACGCGGAUUCCACGCAGGCAUAAACCAGAUCCUUUGGAGUCCUGAUGUUAGCAUUCACCAUCGAGAAUGUAGACUGUGACAUGUUCGACUUACUCUGACAUCUGCGAAGUAGUCUAUUCCGUAGGGAGGUGAAGUCAUGCGUUCGCUCGAGUCAUUGCUGCAAAUGUUCCAUAUCCUCCGGUUUGCUUCUUGCAAGUCGGAGGAAUUCUCCAGGGGCCGUAUUGAUGGACCGUAGACGCUAGGUGCGGUGAGAUAGACGAGAUCAAACCUGGCUCGGUUGUCCCUCAUCCACGUUGACAAAGCAUCGUAGACAAUGUUAUCGCUGGCUUGACUGGUCGCGAGAACAUACUCCGAGUCAAUGCUUGCUGCCCGAGAGUGGUUCGGAGUGCCGGCAAAGGGACUUCUUGCCACCUGGGGAUCAACCAGCCAGCGAGCAAAGGGCGAUAGUGAAGUUGCAAAAACUACCCUCUGGGCUUGAGGGGCGGAUUGGCUGACAAGCUUGAGAAAGUUGGUCAAGGACUCGGAUUCCAAGUUGAUGAAUCGAGCAAGGCAGUCGGCUUCGUCCGAAGGAUCCGCAGUCACCGUGUGGAUGACUGUAUCGAAAGGGUCCCGAUCGUCCCUCAGAGACUGUUGGAAGGCAUUCGGUCGAGUGAGUUGAUGGUGAGUGGAUCCGACUACGGCCCGGACGGAUACAUUGUAAGAUAGUAGUUGGCGGAGGAUAUGCGACCCUAUAAGGCUGUGUGCGCCGGUCACGAGGAUUCUUCGUCUUGCCAUGAUCCGAAAGCCCGAGGGAGGAGUGGUGUUUGCCGACAGCAGCGGGCAGAUGUUGAGAGAUGUGGUGUAAGUGAGAUGGGAUGACAGGUGAAGGAAGGAGGGGUUAAGAUUCGGUGCAAGUAUAUGUAAGGCAAGUACACAGCUGCAUGUGUGUACCAGAAGUCACGUUUCCAGGCACGAGAUAUAUAACUCCAGGUGUAGCCAGGUAAAGUAGGCUAAACGAAGUUCCACGAUAGGAAGAUGGUCUGCAGACUUUUUUUUCAUUUGCACAGGGAGCUGCACAAGCCUGGGCGCGGGUCGUGAGGUGCAGGCCGUACCAUAGU
Molecule: messenger RNA, 1616 nt
Organism: Periconia digitata
Lineage: Eukaryota; Fungi; Ascomycota; Dothideomycetes; Pleosporales; Periconiaceae
Source: the annotation of a GenBank genome assembly